UCCCUUCCCUUACUGUCUGUUUCUGUUUCUCCCUGUCAGCUAUUUGGUCUUCCUCCCCUAUGUCUCCGUUUCUCCUUUGUUCCCUUCUUGCCCUCUCCCUAAAUGUCUGUUACCGAGUUGUAUUUCCUGACCUGCUCCUAUCUGUCUUCCUCUCGCCUUAUCAGUGGCUUUCCACGUUUUUCUUCUAUGACUCGCUAACUCUUUCUCAAUGAUUCUCAUAUUCCCAUUUUCUCUCUCUUUAUCUCUGCUUCUGUUUAUCACUGACCACCUACUUGCCUUUCUCUGUUCUCUUUUUCUGCCUCUAUCCUUGUCUCACAGUCAAUGGUUUUCUGUCUCUGUCUUUGUCUCUCCAUCUCUGUCUCUUGUUUCCUUUCCGUGCAGGGGUCCCAGCCCACAGAUCAUGGCACAUCUGAGCCACCCUUCCCAAUUCGUCCUCUUGGGCUUCUCCUCCUUCGGUGAGCUGCAGAUUCUGCUCUACAGGCCCUUCCUCGCGCUUUAUCUUCUCGCCUUCACGGGAAACACUCUCAUCAUCGUCCCGAUCGUCGCCGACGCCCACCUCCACACUCCCAGGUACUUCUUCCUGGGCAACUUUUCCCUGCUGGAGAUCUUGGUGACUAUGACUGCAGUGCCCAGGAUGCUCUCUGACCUGCGGGCCCCCCACAAGAUCAUCUCCUUCACUGGCUGCAUGGUCCAGUUCUACUUCUACUUCUCCCUGGGCUCCACCUCCUUCCUCAUCCUGUCAGACAUGUCCCUUGACCGCUUUGUGGCCAUCCGCCACCCCCUGCGUUAUGGCACGUUGAUGAGCGGGGACGUGUGUGCCCGACUGGCAGGGGCUGCCUGGGCGGCGCCUUUCCUGGCCAUGGUACGCACUGUCCUCUCCCGCGCUGAUCUCAGUUAUUGCCAUGGCAAUGUCAUUAACCACUUCUUCUGUGACAACGCACCUCUGCUGCAGCUGUCCUGCUCAGACACCAGCCUGCUGGAAUUCUGGGACUUUGUGAUGGCCUUGGCCUUUGUCCUCAGCUCCUUCCUGGUGACCCUCGUCUCUUAUGGCUACAUCGUGUGCACUGUGCUGCGGAUCCCGUCUGCCAGCGGCCGCCAGAAGACCUUCUCCACGUGUGGGUCUCACCUCACGCUGGUCUUCAUUGGCUACAGUAGCACCAUCUUUCUGUAUGUCCAGCCUGGCAAAGCAGACUCUGUGGAGAUCAACAAGACUGUUGCCCUGGUGACAUCCAUCCUCACCCCCUUCCUCAAUCCCUUUAUCCUCACCCUCCGGAAUGAGACAUUCAAGACAGUGCUACAUGGACAGAUGCAGAGGCUGAAAGGCCUCCUCCAGGCACUGUGA
Messenger RNA from Hippopotamus amphibius kiboko, 1342 nucleotides. RefSeq names its product olfactory receptor 6V1-like. The coding region runs from base 209 to 1342 and encodes 377 amino acids. The transcript has a single exon. Gene Ontology annotation, molecular function: olfactory receptor activity; G protein-coupled receptor activity. Lineage: Eukaryota; Metazoa; Chordata; Mammalia; Artiodactyla; Hippopotamidae. Gene Ontology annotation, biological process: G protein-coupled receptor signaling pathway. The record is from RefSeq and is a predicted model, not a curated record. Gene Ontology annotation, cellular component: membrane.